AACGAUUCUUCUGUGAUCGAUCUUUCUGAUUAUUUGAUUAGAUACGGCAACGUUGUUUGCACUGUUUGCAGCGAGUUCUGAACAGCUUCUCCAUGUCGAUACGAUCUGAGCUGGCUACUACAUCGAUAUCCUUUACUUCCUACGAAACCUGGCGGACUCUAUCAGAAAUGUUUGGUGCUCUAAAUCGAUUCAUCGGGCGGCUAGAUGCCGAGCCUCCUCAACAACCCCGUAAUGCCACAGGGGAUAACUCGUUUGGCUUCCAGGUCCUGCGCAACAAGGACCCCGAACUGCCCUUGGAACCGUGGUUUGACUUCAUUGUGGGAAUAAAUGGACACCUCAUUGAGAAUCCAGACCCAAACCUCUUCGUUACCGAAGUUCGCAAUUGCGCCGGUGGAAGCGUUUCAUUUGACGUGUGGAGUGCAAAGGGUCAACGAAUACAUAAACUUUCAGUGCCAGUUCCCGCAGCAAAUCCCUCCCUUAACCUUGCUUUACAGCUAGCUCCGCUCUCCACCACACAAAAUAUAUGGCACGUUCUUUCGGUCCCUUCACCCCUCAGUCCAGCUUAUAGAGCAGGUCUAUUACCACAUUCGGACUAUAUAAUUGGAUCACCGAGUGGGACGUUGCGAGGGGAGUCUGCCUUGGGUGAACUAGUUGAGGAUCAUCUCGACCGGACGCUUAUUUUAUGGGUGUAUAAUAGCGAGUUUGACGUUGUCCGUGAGGUUGAGCUUGUCCCGACGAGGGGCUGGGGUGGGGAGGGAGCUUUGGGUGCCGAACUCGGAUACGGCGCAUUACACAGACUGCCUGUCGGUUUGGGCGAAGAAGUGGAAGGGCCUGGGGAAGUCGUCUUCGAAACUAAGGAAGACGGGAGUUUCACGCCACUUGCAGAGCAGCAGAAUCAGACAUAUAGAGGAUCGUUUGGUGGUGGUGGACACUUUUUGGUUCCGGCAAACAUGGCAUCUCCUCCACCGUUAUUACCUCCGGAAAAGAAGCCCUCUGCUGCAUCUUCGGAGACAAAGCACACAGCUCGUCGAGGAAGGACACGUCACCACGCUGCUAUGUCACCGAAUAGUGCCUUUGAUGAGUAUUUUGCAGAAGGGGAACAGAAGAGUAGAGAGCAGGAUUAUGCUCCUUCAAGGAAAGGGACACCCUUACCACCGCCUCCGAAGAUCACGUCACCUCCCUCUUCCUCUAGCCCUGCAACGGGAGCUAAAGCAAGCGAAUCGACGAGUUAGAGCCAGGAAUUAUAGCUCCUUGGAUGACCAGUAACGGACUUUUUCAAUUGUAUAUAACCAGCUGUGGACGGCCCUGCGUUAUGGCUUAUUUCUUUAGCGGCGGGUUUCUGUCGAUGAUUUCACGACUUAAUAAAUAGAAAUUCCAAACGGCUAACGUAUUGGCUGAAAGUCCUCGCUU
Messenger RNA from Monascus purpureus, 1410 nucleotides. Lineage: Eukaryota; Fungi; Ascomycota; Eurotiomycetes; Eurotiales; Aspergillaceae. The record is from the annotation of a GenBank genome assembly.